AUGUUUUCCCAAACCUCUUCAAAAUCCAACUCUACUUCUUGUGUUCCUAACAAGAGACAAAGAUCAUUCUCUCAAGAGUCAAUUGACGUUCCUACAUCAAGACUCAAAACUUCAAACGACAGCUCAAUGGAUAUCAAUUCUGGCGAUUGUUCUCUCCAGGACUCUGAGAUCUCAUUUUGUGAUCUUGACGAAAAGGAUGAAGAGGAACAUGGCAUUCAACUUGAUCUGGAUCCAUCUCAGCUUGACGAAGAGAGUCAACUCGUGUAUAAAAUAUGCAACGUUUCAAACUUCAAAUUUUGGUUUUCUCGGUCCAGCAACUGA
Molecule: messenger RNA, 321 nt
Organism: Phycomyces blakesleeanus NRRL 1555(-)
Lineage: Eukaryota; Fungi; Mucoromycota; Mucoromycetes; Mucorales; Phycomycetaceae
Exons: 2
Coding region: 1-321 (106 amino acids)
Source: RefSeq, a predicted model, not a curated record